Messenger RNA from Trichoplax adhaerens, 1536 nucleotides. RefSeq lists its product as uncharacterized. The record is from RefSeq and is a predicted model, not a curated record. The transcript is spliced from 21 exons. Gene Ontology annotation, molecular function: RNA binding; metal ion binding; poly(A)-specific ribonuclease activity. The coding region runs from base 1 to 1536 and encodes 511 amino acids. Lineage: Eukaryota; Metazoa; Placozoa; Uniplacotomia; Trichoplacea; Trichoplacidae. Gene Ontology annotation, cellular component: cytoplasm; nucleus. Gene Ontology annotation, biological process: nuclear-transcribed mRNA poly(A) tail shortening.
AUGGCAUCGAGGACUUUUCUAUUCGUUUGGAUGAUGCAACUUCCAGCUAACCUUUAUACAGUAGACUUAAAUGAGGCUAUCGAUAUUUUAAAAUCCAUCAUAAAUAAAGCGGCAUUUGUGGCACUGGAUGGAGAAUUUACGGGAAUUAACAGUGAUGAGAGCAGAGCAUUUGAUAUGUUCGAAUCGCCUGCACAACGUUAUAAGAAAAUAAGUAAGAUUGUACAAAAUUUCUUGAUGAUUCAAUGUGGCUUAUGUGUCUUUGUGCCUAAUGAAGACAAGAAGAGCUUUACAGCGUUUCCCUUUAGUUUCUACAUAUUUCCUCAAGACGAUAACAGUGGUCCAAAUAAGAAUGGCUUUUCUUGUCAAAUUUCAAGCAUCAAAUUUCUUAGCCAGCAUAAAUUCAAUUUUAAUAAAGUAUUCAAUGACGGAAUGCCUUAUCUAAACUCCAUUGUCGAAGCUGAAUGUCGAAUGAAAAUAGAAGAGAAAAUGAAAUCAAUGUGGGAAAAAGAAGACGAAAAGUAUAAUAGAGCAAAGGAAAAUAAAUAUCCGUAUCAAUUAUCCUUUAAAAUUGCUGAUUCUGAUCAGCAAUUUGUUAAAGACAUGAUUCAAUUAAUUGAUGAAUGGCUAUCUGAUAAUAGCAAGAAAAUUCUUCAAUUUCCAUCUUGCUCCGGAUAUCAUAGGAAAAUUAUUUACGAAUUAUUAUAUGCAAGGUGUACUGAUAAGAACAUGCUACCAGAAACUGUACGAGAAGAGAGUGGUAUUUAUAUUCUUGCAAAGAAAUUGGACGAAAAAGAGAAAGCACAGGCUGCCGAAGAAAAAUUUAAAACUCAAUUGAGUAAACUUGACGAUGCUGUUGGAUUCUGCAAAGUUAUUGAUAUACUUCGUAAAGCAGAUUACUAUGAAUUUAAAGAAAUUGUAAAUACGGCUUUCCCCAACCUAUACGACACUAAAUUGAUGGCUACUACAGAACCAAUUAAGACAUACUUUGCAGACAGUUCUUUAGCUGCAGCUGAGAAAAGAAGUCAGAAGGAACCAUUUCAAAAUGUUUCAAUUGAAUUUUGUAAAGAAAUUGAUUGUAAAGAUUUUCAUGAACAUUAUCAUGACGCUGGCUACGAUGCGUACAUUUGUGGUACAGUUUUCGCUAGGAUGCUGUAUUAUUAUGUUCGUCCAUCACGAGAGCAUGUAUUUGUGAUGCGAUUUAAGGAGCCUUGGCCUUUGAGUAAAAUUGCUGAUUACUUUUCUGCUUUUGGUGGAGCGAAGCCGAUGCCUGUCCCUAUGGACGAAACUUCUUUUUAUAUCAUUUUAUUAAAUGAAAAGGAAAGCGUAAAUGUUUCAAACAAGUUAGUUGGUGAAUUUCAAGACUUCACCUUGCAAAAAUUUGAGUCUGAUAGGCUUGAAAAAACCUCUUCCGCUGCGAAAAGGAAAGCAGAUUCAAUAGUGAAUUCGCCCACAGGACAAAUCCCAGCAAAGAAAGAAAAAUCAGAAAGUACGGUUCAAAGAUUUUCUCAGAAUCUGCAGAAUGGUGAAACAAUUUAG